This is a messenger RNA of Ustilago hordei, 981 nucleotides long. RefSeq lists its product as uncharacterized. NCBI's taxonomy places the organism in Eukaryota, Fungi, Basidiomycota, Ustilaginomycetes, Ustilaginales, Ustilaginaceae. The coding region runs from base 1 to 981 and encodes 326 amino acids. The record is from RefSeq and is a predicted model, not a curated record. The transcript has a single exon.
AUGGCUUCUCCAACCGCAAUUCCUCACGCCGAAAAGUCGGCUCAUCAUCGUCACCAGCCUCAAGCUUUCCCACCUACCGACCUUUCAAGCGAAAUCCGUACCAGCCAAGGUCAGAGGAUCUCUUUCUCUCCUCCGGCCUCCUUCUAUUCACGCCCAUCGACUCAAGCCGGCAGUCUCCGCAUCCCUACAGGUAUGGCUUCUACUAUGGGGCCCUCGAGCCCCACCAACCGCUUCUCCAUCGGUUUCAGCCCCAACAAUGGCAAGUCGGACGAGGGACGCAUGUCGCCUCCCCAAUGCCACACACGCGCUCGCUCGCACACAGCCAUCGGCGCCGGCGCACCCUCUUCCUCCAACAUGGAUACUUGCGCAUUGAGCGACGCCUCUGGCUCUGGCUCUCAGCCUUCGUCCUACAUCUCGGCAUCCGAUCUGUCCUUCUCGCGCUCUCCCACCAGCCCUGGCAGCUCCUUCUCUUCGUCUGCAGCAGGCUACUCGCUCGGCAGAGUACCCUCACUCCCAUUGGGCGCUUCUUACGAACAGGCGCAGAAGAGAUUCAACAGCGGCAGCUGGGGUCAGAAGAUGGCCUGGAUGAACACCAUGCGACCUGGACCUCUCUCUCCCACACUCAGUAGACCGAGCAUCGACGAGGGCAGUGCUAGCGGCGAUGCAGCCGCCAACGGCACCAUGGGCAACCUUCUUCGCCGCUUCAGCCUGAGUAGCAGCUCCUACCGCACAGGCAGCAUGUCGGCCUCAGCUUCGUCUGCAACUCCUGUGGCUCCUGCCUACGACUCGGCUCCAUCCGCCGCUGCCAUCCCUCGAUCUGCCUCACCAAAGUCCAUCCCUGCGAUCCACGACUCUGGCGUCUCGUUCGGUGAAGGCAGAACUGCUAGGCGCGGUCGUCAGCCCAGCUUUAGCGGCAACACCAAGAGGAAGCCUAGCCCCAUGGGCGAGCGAUUGCUGAUGGGUCAUUUCAACGCUCAUUAA